Messenger RNA from Glarea lozoyensis ATCC 20868, 1251 nucleotides. RefSeq lists its product as uncharacterized. The transcript has 2 exons. Lineage: Eukaryota; Fungi; Ascomycota; Leotiomycetes; Helotiales; Helotiaceae. The record is from RefSeq and is a predicted model, not a curated record. Bases 1 to 1251 code for a protein of 416 amino acids.
AUGUUGUUGCGGACGCUAAAGAUCGGACUGGAAGUGGAAUCGUAUGGCCACUGCUUCAACGAUCCAGAUGGAAAAGCCGACGACGUGCUGAAGGAUCUCUAUGAUCCUAAAGGCAAAAUAUUGUACGUGUUUAGACAGGACACGAAAGGCAAUCUCAACCGAGACACUGCACUUGAGCUCUCUGACAAGAAUUCGCAUCUUGUUGCGACCGCCGAGAGAGGCGCUGGGAAGAGCAGCAUCCGCACUGAAUUUAUCUACGGUGGAGACAUCGACCAGCCCUUGAGCCCCGGAGGCGAAAGGAGCAAGAAAGUUGCGCAACGUAUACAACAAUGGAUAAAGUUAUGGAGCUCUAUCCCCCGCGAGGAGUGGAACACCAUCUAUGUUCAACCUGGUUUCACUGAUACUCCGUCCCAAACAUCCCACUUUCCAAUUUACCGUUUAAAUAAAUGUGACACGGAUCCUACCGUCAUCAGCCAAAUCACGAUUGGAAUGCCACUCGCGGGGUUUGACCGUAUUGUCAAGGAAGAGCAACUCUAUCGUCACUUCUUUGCUUCGGAGGCACCAAGUGUCAACGAGCGACGAAGAGAAGAAGCACAAUGUAUCACACAAAAAUUUGUGAGCUGGACUGGCAAGCAACGUGGUUGGGUCGGCAAUGGAUAUACCCAAAAGUAUGCGCAGGAGACUGCGACAGGCUUUUUGUGUAUCGUACAGGCGUACGUCUCUGCGGCCAGGGAGCAGAACCCGGAAGGUUAUAACAGAUUGAAGCUCAAAGUUCCAUUCAUGCCACGUACUGAUUUUCGUACGAUGCUUCAUCUCGUCUGCGAUACUAUGACUUCCACGGCAGCCACGACCUUCCGCAAAGAUUUGGCGACCGAGUUCUUCAGCCAUGAUCAUAAGCCCAACCUCAAAGACUUGAAAUGGAGUUUUGCAAGUCGAAAAGGAUCGCAAGUUGGGGAGAUAACCGUUGAGGUCACAAAGUUUUUGAAGGACCUGGAGACUGAUUGCGGAGACACCAGCAAACUCACAGAUCUGAUUACACAGGGAGACACGAACAGCAACUCACAAAUCGGUGCACUUGGGAGGAAGGUAGAGAGAUUUCUGGAUAGUAAAGAUGACAAGUUACUAGGACCAAUCCUGGAGUUUAGACAGUUAGAGGUUGUGGUGGCAAGUAAGCUAGUGCCGAUGUUGCAGAAUCUUGAAAUGGAGGUAGCUAAAGUCCACAAAGAGGUUUUAAAUUCAAACUCCGCCUAA